CCCGCGCGCAGACGCGCUUUCAGGGACGUCUGGAUGUCAUUGGACAGGUUUUGCCUGAUGCAACGACAACAGCAUUUGAAUGUAUCAGGAGGAAGAAGCAUGACAGGAGGCAGAUGAGCAUGAGACAGGAAAGAAUUGAUGUAAAGACAGAAGAUUUUAGACUAAGAAGGAUGUAGCGAUGAAGAUGAGGACGGUGAUCGGAUUACUGUCAGAAGUGAUGAAGAAAUGAAAGCCAUGCUAUCCUAUUAUUAUACCACUGUAAUGGAACAGCAAGUAAAUGGACAGUUAAUAGAACCUUUGCAGAUAUAUCCAAGAGCCUGCAAGCCUCCUGGGAAACGCAACAUACAUGGCCUGAAGGUAAAUACACGAGCAGGGUCUGCUAAUAAUAGCAGCUCAGCAGUCUCGGAUUCCCUUCCAAGCAAUAGCUUAAAGAAGUCUUCUGCAGAACUGAAGAAAAUAUUAGCUAAUGGCCAGAUGAAUGAACAAGACAUACAGUAUCGAGACGUCCUCGGUCAUGGCAAUGGAGGCACGGUCUACAAAGCGUAUCAUGUCCCUAGUGGAAAAAUACUGGCAGUAAAGCUCAUACCUUUAGAUAUUACACUGGAACUCCAAAAGCAGAUAAUGUCGGAAUUAGAAAUCCUUUAUAAGUGUGACUCAUCUUAUAUCAUAGGAUUUUAUGGCGCUUUUUUUGUCGAAAACAGAAUUUCACUGUGUACAGAAUUCAUGGAUGGCGGUUCUUUGGAUGUUUAUAGAAAAAUUCCAGAGCACGUACUAGGAAGAAUAGCAGUAGCUGUUGUUAAAGGCCUUACCUAUUUAUGGAGUUUAAAGAUUUUACACAGAGAUGUGAAACCCUCUAAUAUGUUGGUGAACACACGAGGACAGGUGAAGCUGUGCGACUUUGGGGUUAGCACACAGCUAGUGAAUUCGAUAGCCAAGACGUAUGUUGGAACAAAUGCUUAUAUGGCGCCUGAACGAAUUUCAGGGGAGCAAUAUGGGAUUCAUUCUGAUGUAUGGAGUUUAGGGAUUUCCUUCAUGGAGCUUGCUCUUGGGAGGUUUCCAUAUCCUCAGAUUCAGAAAAACCAGGGAUCUUUAAUGCAGCCUCUCCAGUUAUUGCAGUGCAUUGUUGAUGAGGAAUCGCCAGUCCUUCCGGUUGGGGAGUUCUCUGAGCCAUUUGUACACUUCAUCACUCAAUGCAUGAGAAAGCAACCAAAGGAAAGGCCAGCACCUGAAGACUUAAUGGGCCACCCAUUCAUCAUGCAGUACAAUGAUGGGAAUGCUGAAGUUGUCUCCAUGUGGGUGUGCAGGAUGCUGGAGGAGAGACGGUCUCACCAGGGCCCUCCAUGAGCAGCAAGGAAGCACAAUGGAUGAGGUGAAAGAGAACCCAGGACUAGCAAAAGGAAAACCAGCCCCACGUCGCACUGUUGAGAGAUGGCAUAUUUCACUGAAAAAAUAUUUUCAGAGCAUCAACAAAACUUUUCAGGAUAUUUGCUGCUGCUUUUUCUAACUUUAGGGCAUUUUCUCCACACAUUUCCUUUGUUGCUGACUGAUUUAAUGUCCUCAAAUUGUCUUCAAUCAAACUGUACACAGCCUUAAAGCAUCUAUAGUGUGUGUGUGUAUAUAUAUAUAUAUUGUUAUUGAGUGUACUGUAUAUUUCUUGGCUCCAGACUAUUUUUUAACCUUUAGUCUUUUGCUAUUGUAAAAAUGACACGUUGACUGUACAACGAAGUUUCUACACAAGUGUAGACAGUCUUUGGCCGCACACAUCAAGGACGUGUCGGGGUUUUUUAACUGGAUUUGUUUAAUAAAACACAACGGUGGCAUUCACCAUCCUUCUGAGAGGUGAAGGUGUCUUGUUGGAAAAAUAAAAAUGCAGCAAGUGUAUCAACA
Chelonoidis abingdonii (Abingdon island giant tortoise) is the source of this 1887-nucleotide messenger RNA. RefSeq names its product mitogen-activated protein kinase kinase 5 (gene MAP2K5). The record is from RefSeq and is a predicted model, not a curated record. Gene Ontology annotation, molecular function: ATP binding; MAP kinase kinase activity. Lineage: Eukaryota; Metazoa; Chordata; Testudines; Testudinidae. Gene Ontology annotation, biological process: MAPK cascade; protein phosphorylation.